Messenger RNA from Phaeoacremonium minimum UCRPA7, 369 nucleotides. RefSeq lists its product as hypothetical. The transcript has a single exon. The coding region runs from base 1 to 369 and encodes 122 amino acids. The record is from RefSeq and is a predicted model, not a curated record. Lineage: Eukaryota; Fungi; Ascomycota; Sordariomycetes; Togniniales; Togniniaceae.
AUGCAGUUCAACAGCCUCCUCCUCGCGCUCGUCGCCGCCUCGGCCGCCACAGCCAAGCUCUUCCCCCGACAGGCCGGCGCCGCCGACUUCGGUGCGUGCACGCCGACGAUCGACUUCCAGCUGGGCCGCGAGGGCCGCAAGGCGGACGAGGGCACGUUCCUGCCGACGGACCCGCUCGUGGCCAAGGGCCAGCAGGACGCGCUCAACCCCAACAUCAUCACCAACCGCGUGUGCGACCAGCUCACCAACGUGUGCGACGCCAACGACGCGGCCAAGGCGCUGUGCGAGGACGCCAAGGCGCAGGUCCAGGCGCUCGGCACCAAGGACGCCAGCACGGCGGCUGCGUUCAAUGCCGCGCUGGGGUUCUAA